AUGCCUAGCGCAGCCGGAGGCCAGCUGGGUCGCGGUGCGAUUAGCUCUUCGAGGGAGAAGAGCGAUUCAGCGUGCUGGCGACUUCCUUUCCCGGUCCUGCUGCCUUUGGCAUCCUUUGGUUACCACGUGCGCGAUUCUCUGCAGCUGAUGCCCGUACUGCCUCGCCGGUCUUCGUGGAACGACACCCUCGCCUUGAAGGGGCGCGUGCAAGCUGCCAUGCUCUGUAAUCUGAUUGCGGGCUGCUUGGGUUUCACGUGCCGUGCCCCAGAUUGGUGGACCUGCCACUUGCGCAUGGACCGAAUGGGCCGGCUGUACCACCGAGAAACCAAUCUGGAUCCGUUUCCGGAGCGUGCGGCACUACACAUUGCAAGAGGCAGUCGCAGAGGCGACAAGGCCUAUUUGAAAUGGCUCCCUCCUCCAAGCCUUAGUUUUCCACGACCGGAGUAUCAGCAGCUCUACCUCUUCGUCUACCACAAGGGCAUGUCGACGCUCUUCCGAAGCCUCUUUGCCGAGGUCUUGGCUUUCCUUGGCCUCUCCGUCACGCAGUAUCAGUGGCCUUCCAUGCCGCGCCGCUGUGGCGAGGCCGAUUUCACGGGGCUCUACGUGCAGCCCAAGGACUUGGAG
Symbiodinium necroappetens is the source of this 624-nucleotide messenger RNA. NCBI's taxonomy places the organism in Eukaryota, Dinophyceae, Suessiales, Symbiodiniaceae. The record is from the annotation of a GenBank genome assembly.